UUUUUUUUUUCUUUAAACAAGGUAGGACCUCCCCCACCCCUUACAAGUGGAUGCAAAGUCUAAGCUGAAACUCCAUUGGAUUACACCUUUAAUUGCAGGAAGCUGCUGAAGAAAGGGACAAUGGCUCUGAGUGGGAACUGUAGUCGUUAUUAUCCUCGGGAUCAAGGGGCUGCGGUUCCCAACUCUUUCCCGGAAGUCAUAGAGCUGAAUGUCGGGGGCCAGGUUUACUUCACUCGCCAUUCCACAUUAAUAAGCAUCCCCCAUUCUCUUUUGUGGAAAAUGUUUUCCCCAAAGAGAGACACUGCUAAUGAUCUAGCCAAGGACUCCAAGGGAAGGUUUUUCAUCGACAGAGAUGGAUUUCUGUUCCGUUAUAUUCUAGACUAUCUCAGGGACAGGCAGGUGGUCCUGCCUGAUCACUUUCCAGAAAGGGGGAGGCUGAAAAGAGAAGCUGAGUAUUUCCAGCUCCCUGACCUCGUGAAACUCCUGGCUCCAGAGGAAGUCAAGCAAAGCCCUGAUGAGUUCUGCCACAGUGACUUUGAAGAUGCCUCCCAAGGAAGCGACACAAGAAUCUGCCCCCCUUCUUCACUGCUCCCGCAUGACCGCAAGUGGGGUUUUAUUACUGUGGGUUACAGAGGAUCCUGUACCUUGGGCAGAGAGGGCCAAGCAGAUGCCAAGUUCCGGAGAGUUCCCCGGAUUUUGGUUUGUGGAAGGAUUUCCUUGGCAAAGGAAGUCUUCGGAGAAACUUUGAAUGAAAGUAGAGACCCUGACCGAGCCCCAGAAAGAUACACUUCCAGAUUUUAUCUCAAGUUCAAACAUCUGGAAAGAGCUUUUGAUAUGUUGUCAGAGUGUGGAUUCCACAUGGUGGCCUGUAACUCCUCGGUGACAGCGUCUUUUGUCAACCAGUACACAGAAGACAAGAUCUGGUCGAGCUAUACGGAGUACGUCUUCUAUCGUAAACCAGAAGGUCUGAAAAGUCCUGGUUACCCACAUGAUGGAAGGGAGAGGGAUAAGGUUGGAGACAAAGGGGAAAGUGGCACCUCCUGCAAUGACCUCUCCACUUCCAGCUGCGACAGCCAGUCAGAGGCCAGCUCUCCCCAGGAGACAGUGAUCUGUGGUCCUGUAACGCGCCAGAGCAACAUCCAGACUCUGGACCGGCCUAUGAAGAAGGGUCCGGUGCAGCUGAUCCAACAGUCAGAGAUGAGGCGGAAAAGUGACCUGCUCCGGACUCUGACGUCGGGCUCCAGGGAAUCGAACAUAAGCAACAAAAAGAAAGCUGCGAAGGAAAAGCUGUCCAUCGAGGAAGAGCUGGAGAAAUGCAUCCAGGAUUUCCUGAAGAUCAAAAUUCCAGAUCGCUUCCCUGAGAGAAAGCAUCCUUGGCAGUCUGAACUUCUACGGAAGUAUCGCCUUUAGGGGAGGGCUGGGGGUAGUCACCACUUUGAAAUAAACCUCCCAAAAGGAAGACAUAUGUUGAAGGAAAAAUAACAACUAGCGAUCCACAUUUGUUAGAACACAAUAGUUCAUUGAUGUACUACUGCCUACUUUGCCUAGCUCACCUUAACGUGUAAAUCCACAGGGUAGAUUUUUUUUUUUCCAGAUGUGGAACCAAAAGCAAGCUCUUGUGUUGUCCUUUCUCUUUUAUUAACUUGGUCCCAUGUACUGAGAGGCUUUGGGAGUCAUCUAUCCCAAACCGGGGUUUUUUUGUUUUGUUUCCUCUCAUUUUCUGCCUCCUUUCGUUGGCCAAGGAUGGGCAGGAGAUAUGACCCAG
Psammomys obesus (fat sand rat) is the source of this 1765-nucleotide messenger RNA. RefSeq names its product potassium channel tetramerization domain containing 16 (gene Kctd16). Gene Ontology annotation, molecular function: protein binding. The record is from RefSeq and is a predicted model, not a curated record. NCBI's taxonomy places the organism in Eukaryota, Metazoa, Chordata, Mammalia, Rodentia, Muridae. Gene Ontology annotation, cellular component: postsynaptic membrane; presynaptic membrane. The transcript has 4 exons. Bases 121 to 1410 code for a protein of 429 amino acids. Gene Ontology annotation, biological process: regulation of G protein-coupled receptor signaling pathway; protein homooligomerization.